UCCAACAAUGGAUACAAACUUAGCGACUCUCGUAAUAUUCUUUCUUUUAAUAGUACUUAGUGUACUCAUACCCACUGUUUUCCCCGGCUGUCAACUCAGCCCAAGGGUCAGAUGGGACCGCCAAAACGGAGUCGCUCUUGAAGCGGGAUUUAUCGGGACCGGUUUGAGAUCGGCAUGCGAUACAAAAAUCUUCCAUUGGGGGACACAUAUGAUGAUGGACACCGCACAUUUUUUCUUAUGAUAUCAUUUUUCGGUGCCAUGAAUUAAGCAUAGGCCUUCAAUAUCACUUCAUGUUACAUGAAAUCAUGUAAUCAAUAAGCACUAUGCUCUAAGCUUUUAUUUCGCGAAA
Molecule: messenger RNA, 349 nt
Organism: Rhizophagus irregularis DAOM 181602=DAOM 197198
Lineage: Eukaryota; Fungi; Glomeromycota; Glomeromycetes; Glomerales; Glomeraceae
Source: RefSeq, a predicted model, not a curated record